CAGGAAAUGACAUCAGGCGGCCGCGGAGAUGGAGGACGUGCUGGACCUAGGCGAGGAGCGGCGCCGCGGCUCGGCCACCUCCGGACCCAAGAUGGGUCGCCGAGCUCAACAGGAGUCAGCUCAAGUCGAGAAUCAUCUCAGUAGCAAGAACUCCUCUUCAAUUCUGACUGGAGAGGAUGAAGCUAUCGCUGAAAACGUAAACAUGGCACCUGGGGGCCGUCAGACAUCCUGGAAUGACUGUAGAGCUCCCCCUCCCAAACCGCCCCGCAGGCAUGGAGGCUGGGCAGAUGAUUCCAUGAAGGCUUCAAAGUCAGGAAGGAGGGCUUCUGAAGAAAUAGAAGAUCACCGCCUCAGGCAGCAGAGCUUGGACAGAUCGGAUGAUGGAGGAGACAUUCCUGUUAUUCCGGAUCUGGAAGAAGUACAGGAAGAAGACUUUGCUUUGCAGGUGGCCGCCCCUCCCAGCAUCCAGGUAAACCGGGUGAUGACCUUCCGUGACCUGGACAAUGACCUCAUGAAGUACGCAGCCUUCCAGACCUUGGAUGGAGAGAUCGACCUGAAGUUACUCACCAAAGUCCUUGCACCAGAGCAUGAGGUCCGAGAGGAUGACGUCAGCUGGGACUGGGACCGUCUGUACACUGAGGUGUCCUCCGAGCUCCUCACCGAGUGGGACCUGCUGCAGGAGGAGCCCAUGGGACAGCCCGCGCACCCCUGAGCCCUGGGGGGUCAACAGCCUGCUCUCCCCGCACAGAGUAAUUUCUGCUUUGGACUUGAAAAAAAUGCCAUAAGCCUAAACCUAAAGAAGCUUGCCAACAGCUUCGAAUUUUUUAAUGGAGUAUUUUGUAAUAAAAGUACUUAUUUUCAGUAGACCACAUUGGAGCAUUGGUUGUAAUAAAUUACUUUAUUCUGUGG
Messenger RNA from Zalophus californianus (California sea lion), 909 nucleotides. RefSeq names its product intraflagellar transport 43 (gene IFT43). Gene Ontology annotation, cellular component: intraciliary transport particle A; cilium. The coding region runs from base 29 to 712 and encodes 227 amino acids. Gene Ontology annotation, biological process: intraciliary retrograde transport. Lineage: Eukaryota; Metazoa; Chordata; Mammalia; Carnivora; Otariidae. The record is from RefSeq and is a predicted model, not a curated record. The transcript has 10 exons.